This is a messenger RNA of Asparagus officinalis (garden asparagus), 905 nucleotides long. Its product is annotated as uclacyanin 1-like. Gene Ontology annotation, molecular function: electron transfer activity. Bases 90 to 716 code for a protein of 208 amino acids. Gene Ontology annotation, cellular component: plasma membrane. The transcript is spliced from 2 exons. NCBI's taxonomy places the organism in Eukaryota, Viridiplantae, Streptophyta, Magnoliopsida, Asparagales, Asparagaceae. The record is from RefSeq and is a predicted model, not a curated record.
UAAAGAGAGGGGAAGAGGGGAGAGGAAAAUAUUGAAGAGAAUUUGCAAGAGCUGUGAAUUUCUCUUUGAUUUUUGGUUUUUUGAGAGGGAUGGCUUCUUCUUCUUCUUUAGCCUUUGCUUGCUUGUUCAUGGUUUUGGCUUUUUCAUUCAUGGGCUUGGGCUCUGCUACUGUUUACAAGGUUGGUGACGCUGUGGGCUGGACUGUUGGCAAGAUUGAUUAUGGAACUUGGGUCUCUAAAAAAACUUUCCAUGUUGGUGAUACUCUCUUGUUCUCUUACAACAACUCAUACCACAACGUCGCCGUAGUCGGUUCCAAGUCAGACUUCGACGGAUGCCAAGUCAAGCCGGUCACCACCUACACCACGCGGCAUACGACUCCAUCGUCCUCAAACCCCCGCGACCACUUCUACCUCUGGCGGCUGUCGCCCGGCCACUGCCUAAAAUCAAGGUCACCGCCCUCCCGAGCAAAUCCCCCUCCUCUGCUGCCCCUUCCCCUUCACCUUCCCAAUCCCCUGCCACAUCCUCAGCCCCAGCUGCUGCUCCAACCAGCAGCGCCAGCGCAGGCACCACGAGCCCGUCGGAGGCUCCAUCUUCAGCUGGUUCCUCUGCUUCGGCUGGUCCGGCUUCGGCGCCGAAUUCGAACAAUGCUGCUGUGGUUUGUAAGGGGUUGGGGUUGGUACUGUCUGUUAUCGUUUGGUCUAUGGUUAUGUAGGUGAUGUUAUAGAGUAUGGUAUAGGUUGAUGAUGAUUGAGGUUUAUUUUUAUUUGGGUUAGUUUUCUUUAUGAUAUGGUUUUGUACUUAUUGUAUGGGCAUGGUUUGAUUAUGUGAUGAUUUUUAGACAUGAUAUUUGAGUUAGCGAUUUACUUGGAAUUUGUCAUGUGAGUAAGAUUUAAUACUGUUUUUUA